This is a messenger RNA of Phyllotreta striolata, 1154 nucleotides long. NCBI's taxonomy places the organism in Eukaryota, Metazoa, Arthropoda, Insecta, Coleoptera, Chrysomelidae. The record is from the annotation of a GenBank genome assembly.
CGUCAAACUGUCAAAAAUUCAUGUAAAAAGAUAAAUAAUUGUUAUGUUAAAUUGUGAGGUCAUUAUUUAUUAAUAAAUAUUUAAAACAGUAAAAAAAUCAACGAGCGUAAAAAAAUGAGCAAGAAGCAAGCAUCUUCCGAUUUCGAAUUAGCGCCUUUAAGGUCUCUGGACGAUUUUCUUUUAGAAGCGGCUCGUUUUCAAGUGCCCAACGUGAAAGAUAUCGACAGAUGGGGCAACAGGGUAACGAACAAUCUGCUCUACUACCAAACCAAUUACUUCUUAAUGUCCAUAUUAAUCUUCCUAAUCGUUGGCGUAAUACACCCAGUUAAGAUGGCCUGCGGUUUCGUCGCGACUGCGGUGCUUUUCAUGGUAUUCGUUUACGUUACUAACGAAAAAGCGAGUGCGGCUAGAUUCAAAAGAAACCAUCCCAUAAUUUCGAUUAUCGUAAUAUUCGCCGGGGCCUACUUUAUAGCUUAUAUGCUCCAAUCUCUCAUGGUUUUCCUGCUGGGCAUACUUUUACCGGUAGCAGCGAUAUUUCUGCACGCUUCCCUGAGAUUGAGAAACUUGAAGAACAAAAUCGUUAAUAAAGUUGAAAAUUUGGGGCUGAGGAGAACACCGAUGGGAUUUUUUCUUGAAGAAAUGGGCUUGGAUGGCGAUCUGUUCUGAGAAAAGGUUUAAAUUUUUGGAGCGGUUCGAUAGUUGUGAUGACUUUAUGUGAUUGCUUUAAAAUUUUCCUAAAUAGCUCAUCACAAUUAUGUAUCAGUGAAGCCAAAGCUGUUUUAAUUUUUUUAAGGUUAUUGUUAUAAAAACGUUGUCAUUUAAAGGUUAUUAUUUGUAAUAUUGUUAUAGUAUUUUUUUUGAAAUUUCUAAUGCAUGUACUUAUAAAAAAGCAAUGAUUUUAUUGUAUAUAAGUUUCGUAUUUGUUUUAAACAUUUUAAAAUCUUAUAUAGUAGUUUAAAAUAACAUUCAAACAUACCAUAAGAAGAUUGUACAUAAAUUAUGAAACUGAGCAAUACAAUUUAGAAUCGAAAAAUGCAGCUCAAAAAAAAGUAUUUUAAGCUUCAUUUAUAUUUUAUUAUAGCUCCUAGUAUAUAAUUACUCUGUCAUAUUAUUAUAUUUAAAUAUUCUAGUCUAUUGCAAUGAUUCAAUACACA